Molecule: messenger RNA, 378 nt
Organism: Aegilops tauschii subsp. strangulata
Lineage: Eukaryota; Viridiplantae; Streptophyta; Magnoliopsida; Poales; Poaceae
Source: RefSeq, a predicted model, not a curated record
AUGCACUACUUCCUCGGCAUCGAGGUGGUCCGACGGACUGACGGCUUCUUUCUGCAUCAGCAGAAGUACGCCCACGUGCUCCUGGAGCGUGCCGGUAUGCUUAACUGCAAGCCGGCGCCCACCCCCGUCGACACGAAGGCGAAGGUCUCUGCUCUCAAGGGGUCUCUUGCGUCCGAUGGAGCGUUCUAUCACUCUAUUGUCGGUGCUUUACAGUACCUGACGCUGACUCGCCUCGACCUGCAGUACGCUGUCCAGCAGGUGUGCCUCCAUAUGCACGCCCCGCCUGACUCUCACUGGACUCUGGUGAAGCGUAUUCUCCGUUACAUACGCGGCACCAUGUCCUUGGGACUCAACCCUAACGGCCUCCUCCUCCACUGA